Drosophila montana is the source of this 778-nucleotide messenger RNA. RefSeq lists its product as uncharacterized. The record is from RefSeq and is a predicted model, not a curated record. The transcript has 3 exons. The coding region runs from base 1 to 564 and encodes 187 amino acids. Lineage: Eukaryota; Metazoa; Arthropoda; Insecta; Diptera; Drosophilidae.
AUGAUUAAAAUUAUGGAGCGGCUCAUUUGCAUUUGCUUGAAGAUGGAGGCAAUGUUGACAGCUUAUCGCAGCCUGAGGCCCUGUAGGUAUCUAUUUUUGUGGUCGAUUUGUGCCUCAGCUCUGGACUUGGGCUUCGCUUGGAGAUGCUUGUACAAAGAGUUUCCCGUGGACGAGCAAAGGAUAAAGGGCAUUUGGUGGAUCUACGCCUCGUAUCCUCAGCGAAGCAACGUAUGUUUGUUUGAAGAGUUGGAUCUCUACUGGAGCCGCAUCACCUGGACGGACUACGACAGCUUUGCCGUGGAGCUGCAUUGCUCAUUGCCCUGGUUUCGGCCGCAAAAUGUGAUUUAUACGCGUGCCCAGGAGCCCAGCGCACAGGUGCUCGAGCAGGUGGAAAAUUAUCUGUACAGUGUGGAUUUAUCCUUGAAGGGUUUGCGUCUGGUGGACAAGUCGAGUUGCCUGAAUCAUACAACUGUGCCCAUUCAGCGCUGGCAUCUGUCCAAGUACAUGCAUCUGGACUAUAAUCCGCAUUAUGUGAAGCCCCUGGUAAUAGACAAGAACAUCUAAGCAGCUCUCUCGAACUUUCUUUAACCUCAGACAUUUGCAUAUUUAUGCCAAUUUUACGGGGCCAACCCGAUUAGUUUGUGGCGACUUAUUAAUCAAGCCCAGAGAGCCCACAACUAAUUUGUGUACACUGAGCGAAACAUUAAAGAACCUAAGAAAAAGAAACUUUUAUGCGAGUGUUUGGAAGUGGCAAGUGCUCAAUACGAGAACGAAGUGU